Molecule: messenger RNA, 1721 nt
Organism: Eriocheir sinensis (Chinese mitten crab)
Lineage: Eukaryota; Metazoa; Arthropoda; Malacostraca; Decapoda; Varunidae
Product: V-type proton ATPase subunit e 2-like
Exons: 4
Coding region: 32-358 (108 amino acids)
Biological process (GO): proton transmembrane transport
Cellular component (GO): proton-transporting V-type ATPase, V0 domain; plasma membrane proton-transporting V-type ATPase complex
Molecular function (GO): proton-transporting ATPase activity, rotational mechanism
Source: RefSeq, a predicted model, not a curated record
GCCUUAAAUAGCAGAACUAGAAGGAGGUCACAUGGCGGGGCGGCCAGUCAGUCAGGUGAUCAAGAUGGGUGCAGACGCUCUCCCCGUGGCCGUCAUGACCUCCAUCUUCGGGGUGGUGGGCCUCAUCCUGCCCUUCGCCCUCGCCCGUGGGCCCAACAAGGGGGUGGUCAUGGUGGACCUGGUCAUCACGGCGUGCACCGGCUGGCUGGUCUGGCUCUUGACGUACAUGCAUCAGAUGAACCCGCUUAUCGGCCCACAGCUGCAUAACACUACAAUCCUGGCCGUGCAGUACCUAUGGGACAAUAACCUGCACUUGAGCAACCACAGCGACCACCACGCAGAACACGCCGCAGCCUAGUCCACUGUGGAGGCUUCCCGGCCCUCUGUUGCUGUGUUCGUGUGGCAGCUAGACAGAAGGAAAGCCGAGGGGGUAGGUUAGACUAGAGUUACCAGACUAUCACAUUCAGAACAUUGUAUUUAUUGGUUCCAGACUCCAAAACGAGUACCCAUAUUGUAUUUAUCGGUUCCAGAUCCAAAACUCGUACCCACACUAUUUAUCGGUUCCAGAUCCAAAACUCGUACCCAUACUAUCGGUUCCAGACCCCAAAACUUGUACCCACACUGUAUUUAUCGGUACCAGACCCAAAACUCGUACCCACACUGUAUUUAUCGGUUCCAGAUCCCAAACUCAUACCCAUACUAUCGGUUCCAGACCCCAAAACUUGUACCCACACUGUAUUUAUCGGUACCAGACCCAAAACUCGUACCCACUCAUUUUUUUCCUUUUUUACAGUAAAGGAAGCAGCUCAAGGGCAAAAAUAAAGUAAAAAAAGACCCUACUAGUCACUGCUCCUGUAAUUAAAGUAGAUAUGAGUGUGGCUGAAAGAGAGGCCAAGUUCCGAUACUCAGAGUCGUCAGAAGCAUCAAAUUCUCAAGUUUUUCCACGAUAGUUACGAGUCGGAAACAGCAGAAUACAACGUGCUGAGUGGGAUAGUCCGGUGAUGUUAGGUUGGCCUCAUACUGGCCCUCCUUAUGUGCCUUUUAAGUGCCUUUGUGGGGGUGGGAAGUGAGGCCCAACCCAGAGCUGUAAGUCUUUGUUUCAUGUAGUGGUUGUGAGGGUAACGUGUUCUCUGAGGGUACUGGUUAAGAGGGAAGAAGUAGCCGUCCAUCCCCUCUCAACUUCUAUUGGCCUCUUCCAGACUCCUAUUGGCCUCUUCCAGACUCCUAUUGGCCUCUUCCAGACUCCUAUUGGCCCCUUGCAGACUCCUUAUGUUUCUCCUUUUUGGUGGAUAUAAACUUUAUCUUUGUUUUCAGUAUUCUUCGUAAUUUCAGCUUUUCGUAUUUCUGCCAACUGUGUGUGAUUGUAACCCGAGGACUCUCAUAUUUUCACUCCCUUUCUCUUCUCUAAGUUCUCUAUAUUCUUAUCCCUAGCAAUUUAAUAUCACUUAUUCUCUUCCCUUUUUCUCCUCUCUUAGUUGUCCAUACUCAUAUCCUAAGUAAUUUAAUAUCACUUUCUCUUAUCAUUCUCUAGUGAUUUAUUCUCUUCAUAUUUUCACUCUCUUUCUCUUCUCUAAGUUCUCUAUAUUCUUAUCCCUCGCAAUUUAAUAUCACUUAUUCUCUUUUCUUCCCUUUUUCUCCUCUCUUAGUUGUCCAUACUCAUAUUCUAAGUAAUUUAAUAUCACUCUCUUAUUCUCUGGUGAUUUAUUCUCUUUACAUAUUUU